AUGUUGCUUCUGCACGCCUCUUUUAAAGGAUCCCAGGUAGUAAGAUGGAGGGAACACAGAUCCCUCCCACAUCCAGACUUCACAACACCAUUCAACGCGACGGAUUCAUCAGUGAAAUGCCCUCAGCUAGUUCCCACUGAGAGCGGCAUACUUCAAUGUCUCCGUCUCAACAUCUACGUGCCUAAAUCGACCAACAAAAACAUCCCAGUAUUCGUAUACAUACAUGGCGGAGGCUUCAUAUUUGGCAGCGCUGGCGAAUACGACGCCAAACAUUUGGUCCAACACGAAAUAGUCGUGGUCACAAUAAACUACAGGAUGGGACCUUAUGGUUUCUUCUGCUUGAACACAGACACUGUUCCUGGUAAUCAAGGUUUGAAAGACCAAGUUACCGCUCUCAGGUGGAUCAAAAGAAAUAUAGCAGCGUUCGGCGGUGACCCUGACAAAGUUACCAUAGCCGGGGAAAGCUACGGAGGUGGUUCUGUGGAUCUGCAUCUGUAUUCUGAGAACGAAAAGCUUUUCGACAAAGCUAUCAUACAGAGCGGAGGUGCUGACGCCGAAGCCUUAAUUGUAGAACCUAAUAACAACGCUGCAUAUACUUUAGCAAAGACAUUUGAUCCAACGGUGAAGAUCCAAGACGCGUUAAGUCUUUUAGCUAAACAAGACCCUAUUGAAGUAAUGAAAGCUUUUAGAUCAUCUGGUAUGCUCCUUAGAGCUUGUGAGGAAAGAAAACAGCCUAAUAAAAAAAUAGAAAACUUCUUUACUGCAAAUUCUAAAGCCUUACAUUGUCCUCUAAAGGUUAGUGGUACGCAUAUUAUGAUUGGCUACACCAGUAAAGAAACGUUUGCUGAUUUUUUUAAGCUAGCAAAUGAGGCUUAUGGCAGAGACUUUUUCUUGGAGAAGAUAAAAUACAAUUUUAGAUUGGAUGAAAAGACAACGAAGGAAGCUGUACAAUCGGUGAAAAGCUUUUAUUUAGGUAACAAAAAUAUUUCCAAAGACGUAAUGUUGGAAUUGAUAGACUUCACAAGUGAUUUUAUGGUGAACUAUCCUGCAGAGAGAUCUGUGAAUAGAUUUCUUGAACAGGGAGCCAUGGUUUAUAAAUAUUUGUUUUCAUAUAUUGGUAAUAGCCCUUAUAAGAACAUUGAAGGAGUUGGUGCUCACCACACAGAAGAGCUACAGUAUCUGUUUGACUGGCAAACAGCAGGAGAGUUAAAGGGAGAAGACAACAUAUUAAUGAGAGACAGAAUGACAAAGAUGUGGGCGAAUUUCGUCAAAUUCGGAAACCCGACACUCAAUGAAUCAGAUCUGAUAACUGUACGAUGGCAACAGACAUCACAAAACACCAAGCCGUAUCUAGACAUCGACCUACAGAUGAAGAUGAAGGAAAAAGAUUCGAUAGAUGGUAGAGUAGCCCCAUCAGAAUCCGAGGCCGCGUCGAGAUGCAGCCAGGGAGGCGAAUGGGUGGGAAAGACAGGGAGAGGAGAGGACGGUUUAAUAAUAGUAUCCUUACCAUACCCAGACUUUAAGACUCCAUUCGCUGCAUCAGAUGCCUCAAUAAAAUGUCCACAAGCAGUGUUCUCCGCUGAAGGUAUUCUGCAAUGCUUACGACUAAACAUUUUCGUGCCGAAGACCACCAAGAGACAUCUACCAGUACUGGUUUGGUUCCAUGGUGGCGGCUUCGUCUUUGGGAGUGGUGGUGAAUACGACGGCAAAUAUUUGGUCAAACACGACAUCAUUGUUAUCACCGUCAACUCUAGAUUGGGCCCAUACGGGUUCUUCUGCUUAGGUACUGACAAUAUUCCUGGUAAUCAAGGACUCAGAGAUCAAGUCACCGCUCUCAGGUGGAUUAAACAGAACAUUGCAGCAUUCGGAGGUAACCCUGGUCAAGUAACUAUAGCAGGGGAAAGCUAUGGAGGUGGUGGGGUCGAACUUCAUUUGUAUUCAGAAAAUGAAAAGCUUUUCAAUAAAGCGAUCAUACAGAGCGGCGCUGCCGACGAAGAGGCGAUGUAUUUACAGCCAGACAGCGAAGCAGCUUUUAAUCUUGCCAAAGCCUUCGAUCCUAACGUAACAAAAGACGGUGCUCUAAAACUACUAGCUAAACAAGAUCCUAUCGAACUAAUGAAAACGUUUAACGCAACAGGUAAACUUUUGCGUGUAUGCCAAGAAAGGAAACUCAAAAACAAAGGCGUUGAGAACUUUAUCACAACUAAUUCAUCGCAUUUCUUCAACUUAAAAAAAGUCAGCGGAACCCCGAUAAUGAUUGGUUAUAACAGCAAAGAGACAUUUAAUGAUUUCGUAAUUCAACCUGAUCAAUUCUAUGAAGAUAAUCAAGAUAUAUUUCUGAAGAAAAUUCGUGAUAACUAUAAACUUGGCAAAGAAGAAUUAGAAAGAGAAGCAGAAAGGGUGAAAAGAUUUUAUUUGGGCAACAAGAAAGUUUCUAAAGAAACAAUGCUGGAACUCGUAGACUUUAUGGGUGAUUUUUUCAUCAACCACCCAGAGGAGAAAGCUGUUACGAGAUUUUUGAAUCAAAACGCUAUAGUCUAUAAGUAUCUGUUCUCUUACACUGGGAAUAGUCCUUACAGAAACAUUACCGGUGUCGGUGCGUAUCAUACUGAAGAAUUGCAGUAUUUAUUCGAGUGGAGCGAAGCGGACGUGCUGACAGGAGAUGAAAAUUUGAAGAUGAGGGAGAGAAUGACCAAGCUGUGGGCGGAUUUCGUCAAGUAUGGAAAUCCAACGAAGUGUAGAACUGACUUAAUACCAGUAGUUUGGAAACCAGCCCUGAAGACUGACAGGGCCUAUUUGAAUAUAGAUAAGGAGAUGAAGAUGGAAAAUCACGUGUAUAAGGCACGCAUGGAGUUCUGGGACGACUUCUGGAAGACUCACGAAAAGGACUAUGUGUUCCAAAAGUAAAAAAACCAAAAGGUUUUGGUAGAAAUUAUUUUAUUAUGUUGUACAAGUGUUUAUGUACAAGUGUGUAUUUUAUUCUUUUGAUACUGAAAUAUAAUACGUAACGCA
Molecule: messenger RNA, 3012 nt
Organism: Chilo suppressalis (striped riceborer)
Lineage: Eukaryota; Metazoa; Arthropoda; Insecta; Lepidoptera; Crambidae
Source: the annotation of a GenBank genome assembly